Messenger RNA from Marchantia polymorpha subsp. ruderalis, 2410 nucleotides. The record is from the annotation of a GenBank genome assembly. NCBI's taxonomy places the organism in Eukaryota, Viridiplantae, Streptophyta, Marchantiopsida, Marchantiales, Marchantiaceae.
AGUGGAUGAGAGGUGCAAGGAGCUUCAUGACGUAGGGCUGAUCCAACCCUCUUACUCUGAUUUUGCAGCCAGUAAAGUUAUACCGGCAAAGAAGUAACUAGCUUAUUACCAUUCCACGUGAUUAUCCAUUACUUUGCGAUUCUAGAGGCAUCACAUACUUUUGACUACCAGACCCGACCAAUUUUUCUUUUUCAUUUCAAAAACUCGCGAUAAACGGCUUAGGCAAGUCGAUCAGAAGAUAAAUUUUAAGAAGUGUGAGUUUGUUAUCACAUUAUUUGUUAUCUAGGACAUUGUAUUCUAUUCAAUGAUAUAAUGGCUCAUUGUAAUAAGGUGGCACAAUUUCCACAUUCGAUUUACAAAUCAAGGAGAUAGAGAUCAAGCACUGUCGAGAACGAGACUCACUCACCUACGUCGGGAAUUUAUGAUCUUGAAGUGGACCCCGGAAGCUGAAGAUCACCAGUAUAUUCCAAACCGAUAUCCUGUCUGGGUUAGGUUCCCCGAACUGACGACCCUCCAGUCUCAAUGGUUACCGGAACUCGCCAGCUUUCUAGGACCUGUUCUACUCCCACCAAGACGCAUGCCAAAAACAACGCAACGUAUGUGCAGGGUGUGCGUGGAGUGGACACAUGGCAAAACGCCUCCAACCAGUAUUGUAGCUGAGUUAGGGAAGGAAGUGGCACGAAUUCCAGUGGAUGUCACACAUCUUCCAAGCUCAUGUUUCAAAUGUCGAAAGCAUGGACAUGUUGCCAAAACCUGCCCAGGAGAUCCGCUGUUUCCGCAAACAAAAGGAGGAACGAACGCAGGAGAAAGACGCGAGCAGCGGCCUCCAAGAAACGCAACUGCACAACAGGUGAACAAGGCAGGAACCAGACCACCAGAGGCGUCAAAAUUGCAAGAACCAGCCACGGUUCAAACAGCAAACAUGCCUCCUCGAGCUCAACCAUCAAUUUAUCAACCUCCUGCAAUGAGGAAACAGGAGGCUUUGCGAAUUGCUAACCUAUCUCCACUUCAAGCUACUUCUACCGAACUUCCCCAACCAGAACGACGACCAUCGAGUGGAGGGUCCAAGAAAAUUUCCCGACUCGAAAUCGUUCCUACGGUCUCUCAAGUUUCACCUGCUGCAGUGAUGAGGGAACAGUUAACGAUGCCCGCUGCUGGCAACAUUUCUGCUCAAAGAUCCCAAGGCAUGGACCAAACAGAGGUGUUACGUAGCCCCAACCUCCUUCUAAGGUGGAAGGAUGCACCAAAGGAAGCCCCCACCUUCCAGAGUCUCAAAUCUGUUGAGAAUGCAGAAGAAGGCACAGCCACGUCACCGGCACCGGCGCCUAGGAGGUGGAAGCAAGCGUCCAGACGGAAAAAAUCUUUCACGACCGCGGCUACUACCGAAGCUACAGGAGCAAAACGCAAACUAACCCCUGAACUUGAAUACCGGAACAAGAUUCAAAGGGGACUUGGCAGCCCGGCUGAGGUAAUUGUGUCGUCACCUCCUGAGUCGGCUCUCGUCCCCAAGCAACUAUUGCCCAUCCUAUCAUCUCCUGAAAUCGUGUCCAACACGGGUACGACUCUGGAGAUAGAGAAGAGCUGCAGCGAAGGCAAAUCGGAACAGCAAGGGAGGAUGACCUCCCAGGACCUGAACGCCCUGACUGGUGCAGAAGACGAGAACGCAACCGACCAGAAAGCGGGUCCCAGACCUAAGAAACAGAGCGCCAAAGAGUUCCUCGCAGCAUUGGCGCCAAAAACCCGAGGCAUGAAAACUGUCUCGACAAAAAAAAGGGAGACGAGGGCAAGAAAGGGAGCAGAAGAGGGGUUGGCUGAAAUACUCCCCCAAGCUGCGCCUCAACCCUGUAACUCGGCGGGAAGUCCAGCGCUCGCUGAACCGACUACAAUUGAUGAAAAUUCUACCACCAUGCGCGGCCGGGCGGCCUUUAGUGAGCAAUGAACGUCAUCCCUGCCUAGCACCCCCUCUCCCUUAAACUAGUGUACUGGAACGUGGGGGGUUUAAACGGGACCACUAGAAAAUACAAAAUAAAGGAGCUAUACUACAAUAGCGAGGUUAGACCAGACAUUCUAGCAAUCCAGGAGCACAAGCUUGAUGAAUUUGCUAUAAGUGCAGUAGGCAAUCUUCUCAGUCGUGACUUACGAACUGUGUGCUCCCCGGGUCAGAAAGGCACGAGGGGCAAUGGCACUGGAGGGACGGCACUUUUUAUUCACAAGAGUUUCAGGAUCAUGUCAUCUGGCAUUUCAGAGGAUGGCUACGUAACGUGGGCCCAGGUGACAAAAGAGGGCCAUGAAUUUUUUGUCGCUUCAGUCUACGGACCUCACUCACCAGGAGCAAGGGCAGCUCACUGGACCGCACUGCGAAACAUGUUUCCCCAUACCGACAUUCUACUUUGUGGAGAUUGGAACAUGG